AUGCAUCAUCAAAGCUUAUGCUUUACAAGAUCAUCCGAGAAUGUAACAGAUCAGCAAAAUCGAUUGCGCUUUGGUAACAAUGCAGCAACAAACAACAGAAGACCUCCUACUGGCGAAAUAAGAGGGAAUAAUGCUGGAUUGCACAAUCGCACCUCAAAUGACGUUCGUCAACGAGAUCGAACUGCGAAUGUACAUACCGAAAAUCCAAUUCAAAGUGAUUCUUUCGUGAAAGUCGAUUCUAACGACAAAACCACAAAAGACCAAGUAGUGCUCAUGACUGCCGAGGCAAAUAUGUGGAGUAAUAAAACAGGCCAAUAUGAGCGACUUCCUAUCUUUUUUGAUACUGGUGCACAGAGAACUAUAAUAAACGAAAGUACAGCAGAGGAAUUUGGACUCCCAAAACAAAAAACGGAAAUAUGCACUAUGUCUGGCAUUGGUGGUCAUACUGAGAAAUUUAAAACGUUCUUUGUUCCAUUGAAAAUCUCUACAGUUUUUGGAAAAGAGAUUCAUCUAACAGUUCAAACAAAACCCGUGAUAACUAACCGUUUUCGUUCAGCAUAUCUUUUAGAACAAGAUAAGCAGUUUCUUCAAGAUAACGAUAUUUGUUUGUACAAUUCAAGAUUGAGAGGUGAACACCAAAAUCUACAAAUUCCAAUUGGAUCAGAUUACUACUACGAAUUUGUUAUGAGUAGCACUAGAACAAGACUACCGUUGGGACUAUAUGGGACUAUUAGUAGGUCCAAUUCUUCAUGGUCGCAGUACAAGUGCAGUUAA
Necator americanus (New World hookworm) is the source of this 774-nucleotide messenger RNA. RefSeq lists its product as uncharacterized. The transcript has a single exon. The record is from RefSeq and is a predicted model, not a curated record. Gene Ontology annotation, biological process: proteolysis. Gene Ontology annotation, molecular function: aspartic-type endopeptidase activity. The coding region runs from base 1 to 774 and encodes 257 amino acids. Lineage: Eukaryota; Metazoa; Nematoda; Chromadorea; Rhabditida; Ancylostomatidae.